Messenger RNA from Aureobasidium subglaciale EXF-2481, 2368 nucleotides. RefSeq lists its product as uncharacterized. Gene Ontology annotation, cellular component: nucleus; cytosol. Gene Ontology annotation, biological process: protein deubiquitination. The transcript has a single exon. Gene Ontology annotation, molecular function: cysteine-type deubiquitinase activity; cysteine-type endopeptidase activity. NCBI's taxonomy places the organism in Eukaryota, Fungi, Ascomycota, Dothideomycetes, Dothideales, Saccotheciaceae. The record is from RefSeq and is a predicted model, not a curated record. The coding region runs from base 256 to 2166 and encodes 636 amino acids.
GCCUUUUUAUCCGGACGCACCCCGGAGCACGGCCAGCCCUGAUAACAGCGACUUCUUGCAUCCUCUUUCUUUGCUCUAUACCAUGGCGAGCUAAGUCUUCGCCAAUCAGCAUGACAUGACCUAGACCGAUCACGAAUCGACCACCAUCCAAGCCCUAAUCUCAGAGCGUCCACUCCUUCCAACCCCCCACACAGCAUCAGCCUUGGGCACACACAUAGAGCAUUUCAGAGUUUUAGGCCCGGUCUCUUCGCAGACAUGCCCGACAAACCUCUCACCAUUGCGACUUAUGCUGCCGGCGCAUCGCUCGCUGCAAUCACGCUCGUCUAUGUCUUCGGCCCCACCUUCAUGCUCGACGAUGAAGCCUCGCAAUCCUCAAAAUCAACACGCAAGCGAGGAGUCGUCGGACUCGUCAAUCCUGCCAAUGACUGCUUCAUCAACUCGGUACUCCAGAGCAUGGCUGGUCUGCCGGAAUUGCGCAUCUACCUCAUCCGGGAACUACACCGACGGAAGCUGGACGGGAAAGAGAUCUACUCCAUUGUGGAGCAAUUGGAAGAUGAAAUCUCGCCCAACGAGAGCAAGGACAUUGUCAAGAUGAAUGAAACAAAGGAGCCUAGCUGGAAGGUCUUGGGAUUGCAACAGGGUCUGGUGACGGCUGGCCUCAAAGAUAUUCUGGAUGCGCUCAAUGAGCGACCCAUCUACAAGAAGACCAUCUCGGCCCGCACUUUCGUCAGUGUCAUGGAGACAGCUUUCAAGACACGCAUCAGUCGACAGCAGCAAGAUGCUCAAGAGUUCCUACAAAUCGUUGCCGAGAGGCUGAGCGAAGAGUAUCACGCUGGAAGAAACGCUAGGAGAAAGGCAAAGUCACUCAAGAGUCCUAGCACCUCUACCUUGAAAGCACCCGAGCCUGAGGAUGAAGAGAAAUCAAACAUGCUCAAGCCUCAAGAGUCUGCUCGUGGCUUGAAGGCAAAACAUGAAAUCGAACAAGUUCGACAAAGCGUACAACAACUACCGCAAGCCGAAGAUGAUGACUUGCAGGACGAUCCAGGCUUUCCUUUCGAGGGAAAAAUCGAAGCGCAGAUUGAGUGCAUGACAUGUCAUUUCAAGCCCAAGCCCUCUGUGUCGAGUUUUGUCACUCUUACACUCAACGUCCCACACCACUCUUCGACCACCUUGAAUGCAUGCUUUGAUGGCAUGCUGAAAGUUGAACACAUUGAUGAUUACAAGUGCGAAAGAUGUCGCCUGGAGCACGCCAUUCAAGUCAAGACGAAAGACUUGGCAAAGGCAUCGGACGAAUCAACACGCAACUUACUCACACAUGAGCUAGCAGCCAUGGAAAAGGCACUAGAGACAGACCCGGAAGCUCUACCGAAGAACAUCAAACUGCCUGAUCCAUCUCUAGCCCCCAAACGACGAAUCGCACGCCACAUGCGCAUCAGCACGUUCCCCAAAAUCCUCGCCAUCCAUCUAUCUCGAAGUGUCUGGGAUCCAAACUCUAGCAGCAGUAAGAACAUGGCCAAAGUUAGUUUUCCAGAGACAUUACCUUUGGGUGGACUAUUGGACCAACAGUCAUACCGUCUUCAUGGCGUCGUGACGCACAAAGGAGGUCACAACAGCGGUCACUAUGAGAGUUUCAGACGACAGUUCCUCGCCGAACCGUACAGUGCCAAACUCAGCAUGGGCACUCAAGGCAUGUACUCAGCUCAAGGAACACCCAGAGCAAGUGGCAUGCCCAGCCCCAUGCUCGAGCCCACCACCCCUGGCCUCACACACUCUCCCUCAAGCAGCGGCAACAGCACAUCCUCACGCUCCUCCUCAACACGCAAGCGUUUCUCCCUCCGUCACCGUCAAAGCUCAAAACCAAACACCGAGACGCAAAAUGAUGAGAAAAGCACCGUCAGCAGCAGUAGUGGUGCAGAAACACCCGGUGCAUCACAAGUCCCUACUCGACCAAUCCCUGAAGCUACAUAUCCACAACCCGCACGCACAUCUUCAAAAGCAGGCAAAAGCUUGGAUCUAAGCAGGUUGAAACGAAAACAGAGAAAUCAGCAUAAUAGGUGGUGGAGGAUUAGUGAUGAUAAGAUUAAAGAAUCAAAGACUGGUGACGUGUUGGGUAUGCAGAGGGAGGUAUAUUUGCUAUUUUAUGAAAUCAUGGUGCCAGAGGUUUGAGGAUAUGAAAGUGGAGGGGAGUUUUUCAUUGUGCUAUAUCAAAUGGCGGAAGAGCAUUUUUUUCGAAGUCGAACGGGGCUUUGGGGUAUGUACACAAUUUUCUACUUUCAUGUAAGCUGUAUAUAUCAAUCAAUACAAGGCACUUUGCCUUUAUGUCAUCGGGAUAGUGGGGCACUCGCUCCAAGAAAUCACUGAUACUGCA